Molecule: messenger RNA, 3466 nt
Organism: Scomber japonicus (chub mackerel)
Lineage: Eukaryota; Metazoa; Chordata; Actinopteri; Scombriformes; Scombridae
Gene: hmox2b
Product: heme oxygenase 2b
Exons: 7
Coding region: 267-1211 (314 amino acids)
Biological process (GO): heme oxidation; heme catabolic process; response to oxidative stress
Molecular function (GO): heme binding; heme oxygenase (decyclizing) activity
Source: RefSeq, a predicted model, not a curated record
AAAUAGCAGAGGCUUGUAAUACAGUAACCCUAACCCGAGUCUGAGCGGUUAAUAAACGAGCUGACCCUGCUGUUAAAUAAGGUCAAAGGCGUAAAGCAGCUGAAUCACCUGGCAGACGGCAUCUUUCCUUUGACCACCACCGCCAUCAUCACCGUCGUCAUUGUCAUCUCAGGGACCACCUACAGUGACUAGGAGCUCCCCCUUAACCCCGGUGGAUUUCUGCUGGCUCUUUGGUGCAGUAACUAGUAGACAGGAAGACACUAAUCAUGUCUGCAGAAAAGAUGGAGACAACCGGCAGUUUGUUAAAUGGAGCGGGGGCUGUAUAUGAGGAGAAAGAGGACAUCCUCAGACCUGAUGAUCUGUCUGAGAUGCUUGCAGCAGGGACCAAGGAGGUUCAUGAAAAAGCUGAGAACACCCAGUUUGUGAAGGAUUUCCUAAAGGGCCGCAUCCGCAAAGAGCUCUUUAAGCUUGGUCAUGUAGCACUUUACUAUACUUACACAGCCAUGGAGGAGGAGAUUGAAAGGAACAAGGACCACCCCUACUUUGCCCCCCUUUAUUUUCCUGCAGAGCUGCACCGCCACGAGGCUCUGGCCCUUGACCUUGAGUACUUUUACGGCCCUGACUGGCAAAGCCAGGUCAGCUGCUCCCAGGCCACCCAACGCUAUGUGGACCGUAUCCACCAAGUAGGGCAGGAAGAUCCAGUGCUGUUGGUGGCCCACGCCUACACCCGCUACAUGGGGGACCUAUCUGGGGGUCAGGUGCUGAAGAAAGUGGCACAGAGAGCCAUGAAACUUCCUCCUACAGGAGAAGGGCUGGAAUUCUAUCAGUUCAAUGCCAUCCACAGUGCCAAAGCAUUCAAGCAGCUGUACCGCAGUCGGAUGAACGAGCUGGAGCUGGACAUGGAAACAAAGAAGAAGCUGGUGGACGAAGCUGUCAUGGCCUUCCAGUUCAACAUGGAGGUGUUUGACGAACUGGAAGAGAUCGGUAAAACCAUCCAGGAAGAUGUUUUAGAUGCCGGCUUGCCCGUCCAUGGAGCAAUGGGUGGAGACAUCAGCAAAUGUCCCUACUAUGCUGCUCAAAUGGCGGCAUCUGGUGGAACAGCCUACGUAUGUCAGCUCGCCAUGGCUGUGCUCCGACACCCAACAGGACAGGUGCUGUUUGCGACUUGGUUUGCUGCUUUGGCUGGAUUGGCUGCGUGGUAUCUGAUGUAAUCCAGCCCCUCAGCCUGUCACUCUGCUGCUGGGAGAGAGUGGCAGGAGAAAUGCUGAAGGAAGAACAGUAAGGAAACUAGAAAACCCUCGAACACUAUAGAGCAUUUCAUAGUUUCAAACAAACAUUCUAAACAGGUCCAAGUCUAUUAAAUGUUGCAUGUUUGAUAGCUCAAGGAAAUAUACUUGGAUCUGUUUCUUAUCAAUGGAAUUCCAAUGAGAUGAUCUAUAGGACCAUUACGACAUCAAAACUCCAUCCAUCCAUCCAUCCACCCAUCCAUCCAUCCAUCUAUCCAUCUAUCCAUCCAUCAAGUUACAGUCUUUCCUCCGGUCUUUUUAUUUCUCUACCUACUUUGCACUGUCCCUCCAGCUUGUGUACUUCCAGUGUUUGGUCGUAUCUCAAGAUCUUCUUUAGCUGUUUUCUGAUUUUUGUCAUGGAGGCACAGUGCUCCAGUGAAUAGCUCAUUUGUUGUGCAGUGAUAUUUUCUCUCAAAUUUUAAUGUCACUCAUUUACAUAAUUGGCUAUACAGUGAUACAUUAAAUACCGAUUCAUGUAUUAUUUAAAGCCAUUGCUGAGCUUAGUAAAAACAUGUUAAAACGUACUAUGCAUAUGUUAUGCAUGAUUAUAAUAGCACAGGAGGUUUUUUUCAGGACACGCUGCUGUGAUUUUUAGGUCUUCGUGUUUUUGCAUAACUAGAUCUUAAUUUGACCUAGAAGAGAACCUAAUAUCUGUCUUAAUAAUACAACAGUGAAACAACGGUUUAUAUAUCCCCAUAUACUGUAUCUUUUACCUCUACACGUUUAUUGCCGUUUCAAACUAAAUGUGAAAAAACAGAGUGCUGCUUUGCAUUUAUGUUAAGUUCACAUUUCAGGAUUCAUACUUGGGCCUUACAAGAGGGUUGUACUGCAAAAGAGAUGAUAGGAUUCAAAAGGUUUGCUUUCCCCCAAAAAUAUAGCACACCUACACUUAGUCGAGUGUACGAUUAAUAAACAUGCUCAAAUACUAGUGAAUAUACCAGGUAUUUGAAUAUCUGCUGAUGCAUGUUCAAUAAUACUGUUUUUCUGUUUCUGAAUUAUGUGAAGGAGCAUAUUGUAUUCAUAAAAAAUCUGCCUGUUGUUGUUGACUUAAUUGCACAGUUUUAAUUUUGCUGGAUGAAUGAGUCAUUGAUGAGUCAGAUAUAACUGCUGCAGAGCCUAUUUUUAGGACAGAGGUGUUAACAAAGGUGAUUGCAGCUAUCCUUUUUUGUAAUGUUUGAUCUAAAUGAAUGGAAUAGAUACCAAGUCUAUUUACAUGAAGGCUUAAAUGUGUCUGAGUAUUAUGGUUUAUUAUGAGCCAUUUCAGCUAAGGUACUGAUCUGUUGGUCCCUCAGCAGCUCUGCUCCUGUUCAGGUAUCCAUUUGUAAUGGAUACACUUAUAUGCAUCAUAACUAAAACUGUUAUCAUAUAUUGUUCAUACUGUAUGUUGGUCACAAUAGAUGAAGAGGAAUAUUUUGUGCUGUGUAUUGCAGUGUAAUUUACAAUUAUUUGCGACUGAAGUUAAAUAUUUAUCCUGACACAAUAGUGACAUUUUUUGAACUCUGCUUUAUCUUUCCAAGCUGUUUUUUGUUGUUUUUUUUCCACUGCUUGGAUUUAUUGGACACAGAGAACCAAAAGAAACCUGCUGAUAACAAUAUUUGACAGGUUCCUGUGCUGUGUAUAUUUGUACAACACAUUCACUUGUGUAUGGAUGUGCAGUGUUCCUUCAGGAUAACAGCUGUACUGCAGCUGUUUGAUCACAGACAGACAUCUAAGUGAUGCUGUGUUUUGUAUUUGAGAGUCUCAGGUUCAUGAUACAGUCAGACGGCAAUACAAUGCAUUGCAUAAAGAGGACUAAUACAGGGACUGCCUGAUAUAAACCUGUAUUUCAUUGUCCAUGGUUUUGUUUGUUUUUCAUUUUCAUGAUGCCAGUCUGAUGUGUCAACACAAGUAUUUUUUUGGACAUAUAUUAAAGAGACGUUUGAAUCUCAGGAGUUGAGGUAGUUUUGGCCAUUAAUUAAACCAUAGAUUAACACGAGUGUUAUACUGGUCUCAUUCAUGUUGAUUUUGAAUUAUUUUGCAUUUUCAUUAACUCUGCUCUUCCCUUUGUGUAUCUAACUGGACAAAGCUUUAUUAGUUGCAGAAUAGGAUACUCCGAUUAUGAGAGUGAAAAUCCAGGACUAUGCUGUGUUCUCCUUAACAAAAUAACCUGCUUUCCUGUUCAUGCUGAAAUAAAGAUGAUU